AUGGGUCAGGCUCACCCACUAACAUCACACCCAAGACAGCAGCUUAAUUUAAGAGACCCAGAACACAUUGUGCAGCAGGAGCCUGUGUUUAUUUCCCUCUCCAUUCCAAGGGGACCCGGAUCACCCCCUCACUGCUUCUUUCAUGCACUUGUUAUCCCUUUCUCCUUGAGUUGCCUCUGGAAGAACAAUCAUCAGAAGAGGAGUCUGGCUAGAGGGAUGUCCACUGAGAUUGCAGAAGAUCCCAUGUUGAAGGAUGCCACGUCCUCAGAUAGAGAACUCCUUGAGCUCAGCGAUAAUGAUAUGGCGGAGAUCAACUUGCAUGCAGUGGAAUCCAUUAGUGAUCUGCACUAUGCGUCCAGCAGGCACGAAGGUGCUAAGGUCGGGGAAGAAAGCCGAUGGUCUCAACCCAACACCCCACAGACUCCACAUAGUGCUACUUCCUCCAAGCAUUUCACCUUCCCAAAUGAAGAGGACACAGGAUUUCUACCAGUCCCGGAUUUCAACAUCUUACACGCUUUCACCUGCUGCCCUUGUUUCGGCUUCACAUUUUGCCCCACAGGCUUCUUUGUCCUCCUCGGAGUCCUUGUAGUGGCCAGCCUUGGUCUGGCCACGCUGGCUGUUUAUCUAAGUGUCCUACAGCGUGAGUCCCUCCGGGUCCUUGCCCAGUGGCUGGAGUCACAAGAGGAGGCCAUCCGGCAAAUGAGAGCAGUGAGCAUACAGCUAUGGCAGCAGCUCAAUAACAGUGAACUUGAGGUUCAAACUUGAGCAAGGUAGUUGCUCCUCUCACCCUGCUACCAUUCUUAAAGGAGAGAAGCUUGGGGGGUGGGGGGGGGGGACUCAUUUCUUGACAUAUUUUUAAUAUGGACAUGUGGUGGUUUGGACUAGGCAAUUGCCUUAUGGUAAAGAAAAAUGCUUCUCUAGAAUCAUUGGAAAGUCUUGCUGAGGUCCUUGCACCCUGGUGAAUGUAAUGCCUGGAGCACGGAGGCUGCCAAAGGAUGGAAAGGGAAAGUCAUUCAGAAAUCCUACUGAGACAUAAAGGAGGAAGGGAUUAUCUGUGCAGCAGCCUCUCAUCGGUUUCUCAGAGAAUGUUUGUAUUCCUACACUAUUUUGAAAGAUUUAAUUAACACCUUUUUCUUGUUCAAUAACAAUUGAGUAGCCCAAUCCAAAACAUCACAAAAUUGUCUACAUACAUGGCUGAGUUUGUGACACAUUUGCUUUCUGAUGCUCACUGCAUACAAACUUUGUUUCACCAACAAAAUCAUAUUGUGCGGAAAAUUACUUUCAGGCUAUGUUGAAAAGAUGGGUAUGAAACAUAAAGUCAAUUUUGUUUUAAUCCUGGGUCGCAUCUUCAAGGUAGCUUGUUAUGUAUACACAAAAAUUCCAACAUCCACCACACUUAUGGACCCACCCAUUUUGGAUAAGGGAUACUCCACCUUACUGCUUUAUUUUAUACUCUUCUGGCAGCUUUGCAGAUAUGACUGAAAAUGCAUCCAAAAGUUUUAUUUUGCCAAGGUGUUUUCUUCUCUAAAAGGGCCCAGAGGAUUUCAGUGUGCUUUGAACCAAAUCAGGGAAAGUUUUUUUUCUUUAUAAGAUAAAGAUAAAGGUUUCCCUUGA
Messenger RNA from Anolis sagrei ordinatus, 1614 nucleotides. RefSeq names its product leucine rich single-pass membrane protein 2 (gene LSMEM2). NCBI's taxonomy places the organism in Eukaryota, Metazoa, Chordata, Lepidosauria, Squamata, Anolidae. The record is from RefSeq and is a predicted model, not a curated record.